CAUCAGCUCGCGCCGUGCCGCCGGGUGUCACUCUGCCCCGCCGGCGGGGCGGUCAGCGUCCUGUCACCGCCUGUUCGGGCUAUGGUCUCGUACGGUGUUUUGUAAGUUGGCAACCUCGGCUGCUGACGCGACCCUGGUCCUGAUGGCGGCGGCGGCCGCGGCAGCCCUGGCGGCGGCCGAUCCCCCUCCUGCAAUGCCGCAGGCGGCAGGGGCCGGAGGGCCCACAGCCCGCAGAGACUUCUACUGGCUGCGCUCCUUUCUGGCCGGAGGUAUUGCUGGAUGCUGUGCCAAAACAACAGUUGCUCCAUUGGAUCGAGUAAAGGUUUUAUUACAAGCUCACAAUCGCCAUUACAAGCAUUUUGGAGUAUUUUCUGCAUUGCGUGCUGUUCCUCAAAAAGAAGGAUUCCUUGGAUUGUAUAAAGGAAAUGGUGCAAUGAUGAUUCGAAUCUUUCCCUAUGGUGCAAUCCAGUUUAUGGCAUUUGAGCAUUAUAAAACGUUAAUUACUACGAAGCUGGGAAUUUCGGGUCAUGUGCACAGAUUAAUGGCUGGAUCUAUGGCAGGUAUGACAGCAGUUAUCUGUACUUACCCUCUUGACAUGGUUAGGGUCCGCCUAGCAUUCCAGGUGAAAGGGGAACACACCUAUACAGGAAUUAUUCAUGCAUUCAAAACAAUUUAUGCACAGGAAGGUGGUUUCUUUGGAUUUUACAGAGGUCUGAUGCCUACUAUUUUAGGAAUGGCUCCAUAUGCAGGUGUUUCAUUUUUUACUUUUGGUACCUUAAAGAGUGUUGGGCUUUCCCAUGCUCCUACCCUUCUUGGCAGACCUUCGUCAGACAAUCCUAAUGUCUUAGUGUUGAAAACUCACGUAAACUUACUUUGUGGUGGUGUUGCUGGAGCAAUAGCGCAGACAAUAUCCUACCCAUUUGAUGUGACACGUCGGCGAAUGCAAUUAGGAACUGUUCUGCCAGAAUUUGAAAAGUGCCUUACCAUGCGGGAUACUAUGAAGUAUGUCUAUGGACACCAUGGAAUUCGAAAAGGACUCUAUCGUGGUUUAUCUCUUAAUUACAUUCGCUGUAUUCCCUCUCAAGCAGUUGCUUUUACAACAUAUGAACUUAUGAAGCAGGUUUUUCACCUCAACUAAAAAAAAAAAAUUAUGAUUGGUUUUCCUUAAUACAUUCUCAGAGGGAGAAAUGAAACGUUACUUUAAUUGUUGGGGGAACAUUACUUGAAUGGGGAUAUUUACACUGUCACAGGAGCCACUGGUAUUUUAGUACUUGAUUAUUUUUUCUUUAGUCACAAAUCAGAAGUGCUUACCAUACUUUUUGAUGCCAAACAUUAUACCUUAGAACAUUGAAAAAAAUAUUCCUAAGCUGAUGCUGGCUAAACCGCUUUAAAGUUUUAUUUGGAAGUAGAACUAGCUUUAAAACGGGGUUCAAGAGGUUGCCAUUAGCUUUGUCAUGCUGUUCAAAGUUUUUAAUUGUUAUCAUGGUUUUUAAAAGACUGACAGUGUUUAUUAUUAUUAAAAUAAGCAGGGUUGGUUAUAUUGCAGUAGAAUAAUGAGAACUGAAUUUUUAAGUUCUAUAAAACAGCCAGCAUUGACAUUUUAUUUUUGUUAUCUCUCUUCUCACAAUUAUGCUCCACUGGAUAAUAGGAAAAACACUUCUUUCCUUCAUUUUUUAAAUAAAACUAAUGUUGUAUUUAAAAAGUAGCCAUGUAGAGACACAAAAAUAAAUGAAGAAGCUGGGCAUGGUAGGAUGGGCAUGUGGUCCCAGCUACUCUGGAAGCUGAGGUGAGAGGAUCACUUGAGCCCUGGAAUUCCAUGCCAGCCUGUGCAACAUCGUGAGACCCCGUUUAAUAAAUGAAUGAACGACUAAGUCUUGCUCAAUUGUUAUUACUAGGUACUAUGAGUGACUUACAUGUGUUUGAAAAUGUCAGUGUGUUUCCCAGAGGCAGAAAUAAAAAUACUGAAUAUCUUUGCUCUCAAAAACAAAGUAGCACUGUAGAUUUGUUUUUGUUAGAUGAUUCACUCUAUACUAGAAUAUUUAUUUAAGUAGACUGUUAAAUAUUUAUUAAUGUAGAUGUGAAUAUCAAAAAAUGUUUCUAAGGUAUUAUGAUGCAUCAACUAGUUCUUCCAUGUAAAAUAAUUUUAGUGCAAUAUGAAGACGUAGAAAUGUAAAAUAUGAUUUGAAUUGUUAUCCUUUAUAUUAAGAAAAUGUUUUAAAAUGUAAGAAUUCCAUUUAUUCUCUU
Molecule: messenger RNA, 2244 nt
Organism: Cercocebus atys (sooty mangabey)
Lineage: Eukaryota; Metazoa; Chordata; Mammalia; Primates; Cercopithecidae
Gene: SLC25A16
Product: solute carrier family 25 (mitochondrial carrier), member 16
Exons: 9
Coding region: 143-1138 (331 amino acids)
Biological process (GO): transmembrane transport
Cellular component (GO): mitochondrial inner membrane
Source: RefSeq, a predicted model, not a curated record